CAAAUACACUGACACUUGCGUGUGUGUUGAAAUAGAAAGUGAGGGAGCAAGGAGGAAGAGAGAGGGAGAGAGGGAGAGAGAGAGAGAGAGUGGUGGGGCGAGCGUGCGCAUAUGCUCGCUCGUGCGUGUGCGCGCGUGCGUGUGUAGCUACACUACAGCGGAGACGGAGGAGAAGGGGGAAAAAGGGAAUAAGAAAAUUUGAGGUAGCCGCCAUAUGCUGAGGAUUUGGUGAAUGUUUCGUUGAAGGGGGUUGUUCGUUUGGACCUUACACGAUGGGGAGCUCACACUUGCUGAACAAAGGCUUGCCUUUAGGCAUCCGGCCUCCUAUAAUGAACGGGCCCAUGCACCCUCGUCCUCUGGUGGCGCUGCUGGACGGCCGGGACUGCACGGUGGAGAUGCCCAUCUUGAAAGACGUGGCCACCGUGGCGUUUUGCGAUGCUCAGUCCACCCAGGAGAUCCACGAGAAGGUACUGAACGAGGCUGUUGGGGCUCUCAUGUACCACACCAUCACACUCAUGCGCGAGGACCUAGAGAAAUUCAAAGCACUUCGAAUCAUCGUCCGCAUCGGCAGCGGUUUUGACAAUAUCGACAUCAAAUCAGCUGGAGAAUUGGGCAUAGCUGUGUGUAACAUGCCCUCAGCCUCAGUGGAAGAGACGGCCGAUUCGACACUGUGUCACAUCCUCAAUCUCUACAGACGCACUACCUGGCUGCACCAGGCUCUCCGUGAGGGCACGCGGGUCCAGAGCGUGGAGCAAAUCCGUGAGGUUGCGUCUGGAGCCGCCCGCAUCCGAGGGGAAACUCUGGGGAUCAUCGGCCUCGGGCGUGUCGGCCAGGCUGUAGCACUGAGAGCUAAAGCGUUUGGCUUUAACGUGAUCUUCUACGACCCGUACCUGUCUGACGGCAUGGAGCGAGCGCUGGGACUGCAGAGAGUAAACACACUACAGGACCUAUUGUUCCACUCCGACUGCGUCACACUCCACUGCAGCCUGAACGAACACAACCACCACCUCAUCAACGACUUCACUAUCAAACAGAUGCGUCAGGGUGCGUUCCUGGUGAACACUGCGCGAGGGGGGCUGGUGGAUGAGAAAGCUCUGGCUCAGGCACUGAAAGAGGGAAGAAUACGCGGCGCAGCUCUCGACGUCCACGAGACGGAGCCCUUCAGUUUCAGCCAGGGCCCUCUGAAAGAUGCCCCUAAUCUGAUCUGCACUCCUCACGCUGCCUGGUACAGCGAGCAGGCCUCCAUCGAGAUGAGAGAGGAAGCAGCUCGGGAGAUCCGCAGGGCCAUUACCGGUCGUAUUCCGGACAGCCUGAAGAACUGUGUGAAUAAGGAGUUUCUCACACAGACCACACACUGGGCAGGCAUGGACCCCGCCAUCCACCCAGAGCUCAACGGAGCCUACAGGUACCCUGCAGGUGUGGUGAGCCUGGCAUCCGGCGGUCUCCCGCCACCAGUGGAGGGAAUUGUGCCGAGUGCCGUGCCGAUGAGCCACAGCCUUCCCCCUGUAGCACACCCGCCCCAUGCGCCAUCUCCAGGCCAGACGGGCAAAGCCGAGCCCGACCGAGAGCAGCACCCCAACGAGCAGUUGUAGCCACACACUUCUGAUCUAGAGUUUUCCAUACCACUAGAGAACUCUCCUGGUCCUUCUUUACCCCAAAGAAGAGGAGCGCCACAGGCUCGAAACCAGCCAAGAAAAACCCCCACAAAAACACAAAACACAACAAACCGUGACUGUCUGAAGUAGCCGACCGUUUGAACUGAAGGUGGUGGAUUGUGUUCGCUCUCGCAUUCUCUUUUUUAAAAAUAUUUUUUAAUUAUUGUUAUUUUUUAUUUUGGUGUGGAAACAUAAAAAGAAAAUCUCGUGGAUUUGGAACAAAAAAACAAAACAAAAAAAGUAAGUAACUCCCUAAAACAAACCCUGCUGGUUUAGCUCGUAGUCCGUCUAAGUGCAGUGGGCGAGUUUUAUUUUCGUUUUCUUCCUGUUUCUUUUGUGCCCGAUGGGUUUCAUUGUUAAAAACAGCCGUAGUUCUGAAUGUGACCUGUUUGUGUACAGUUUUUAGGAUAUGAUCAGUGGUUUGUAGAAAAGAAAAAAGGAAAACACCAUAAAGGGAGGUAACCCAUCUACUAAUAGAUCAGUUUUUCUAUUAUUAUCAUUGUUUUAUUAUUAUUAUUAUUAUUAUUAUUUUUUUUUUUUUGGUAUGAUUUUAAACAUAGCCCCGAAAGAGGCCUGUUUUGCACACCCUCUCAGGAAGAUUAUUUUCCCCCUUCCCUCCCGCCCUCCCUUUGGAAUUAAACCACAUAAUGCAUCGUUUUUAUUUUUUAUUAUUAUUAUUUUUUUCUGUAUCUAUGUGUCUUUUGUAGUCUAACUUAGGACAGUACUUUCAAAAAGUAUAUUCAGUGUUUGUUUAUUUUUAUUUUUUAAAUUUUCUGUUUGUUAACUUAGCAUGUACUACCUUACGUGUUAAAGGUAAAAAAAAAAAAAAAAAAUCUGUCCUGUUUUGACGGAAAAGAAAAAAAAAAACCCAGUUUGUCUUGUGAAAAGCUGGCGUCAUGUUUGCCUGUUUCUGUGUGACUUGACCGUACCGUGUUUUACGAGGCAGCUCCGAGCUGCUGGGGUAGUUGCAGAGCUCCAUUGCCUACAUAGUUUCCUUCCUGGUUAAAGUGGUAGGCUAGCAAUAUACAUACUAUAUAUAUACUAUGAGAUAUCAUUAUUUUUUUGUUAAACAGAAUUAAAAAAAACAACAAAAAAAAAAAACCCCAGCAACAACAAAAUGUUUGUGACUGUAUGCAUUUGUAUGAAUUAUUUUAAAUGAAAUAAAAGUCCAAAUUUAAUGA
This is a messenger RNA of Ictalurus punctatus (channel catfish), 2836 nucleotides long. Its product is annotated as C-terminal binding protein 1. The transcript has 9 exons. The record is from RefSeq and is a predicted model, not a curated record. Gene Ontology annotation, molecular function: transcription corepressor activity; NAD binding; oxidoreductase activity, acting on the CH-OH group of donors, NAD or NADP as acceptor. Lineage: Eukaryota; Metazoa; Chordata; Actinopteri; Siluriformes; Ictaluridae. The coding region runs from base 273 to 1592 and encodes 439 amino acids.